This is a messenger RNA of Frankliniella occidentalis (western flower thrips), 1569 nucleotides long. It is a transcript of the gene Sptr, whose product is annotated as sepiapterin reductase. Gene Ontology annotation, molecular function: sepiapterin reductase (NADP+) activity. The transcript is spliced from 4 exons. Gene Ontology annotation, biological process: tetrahydrobiopterin biosynthetic process. Bases 511 to 1332 code for a protein of 273 amino acids. The record is from RefSeq and is a predicted model, not a curated record. NCBI's taxonomy places the organism in Eukaryota, Metazoa, Arthropoda, Insecta, Thysanoptera, Thripidae.
UUUAUUGCAACAUUUUGUCACACUUAGUAUUUCUGACGUUUCACUUUCAACUUAACACUUUUAUCUGACUCUAAAAUAUCAACAAAAAUAUUAACAUUUGUAUUGACCAGGGCUUGUGCGCUUUUACCGACUCGUGUACUCAUUCAAAGGUUAUAGGAACCACUUGUCGAGUUUAAACUGUAUCAAAUGUAAAGCUAUUAAUUAAUUAAAAAUAACUGUAAUUUCUUACCUAAAGACUUUUUUCUACUCUAAUUGUUGAAAAAGUUAUUGCUGACGUCCGUCAAGUUUUAUUUCAGUCGUGUGCAUUCACUUUGGAUAGGCACCCAUUUGACAGUUAACAGGUGUCUUCAAUCGGAAUAUCGGAUUAUAGUGUAUAUCGAAGUUUAUCCCUAUAUCUAUCUGCCUCACAUUUCCUCAUCCGACGAUCAGGUUCAGCACCCUGUAUCGGUGACCCACGAGUAACAUUUUUUCCAGUGUAGACCGAACCAAUCAGGUGUUCAUAUUCUGAAAAUGCCUGCUGGUGCAUUGCAACCUUUCUGGGGGCAGAAGACUUUCUGUGUCCUCACUGGAGCCAGUCAGGGUAUUGGCAGACAGUUCGCCAUCGAGUUCGGCCGCAAAUUUGCCAAGGAAUCGGUAUUGGUUCUCAUUGCCCGCAACAGCCAAGGUUUGCAAGAGACCAAGCGAAGAGUGGGAGAAGCUAAUCCUGAUAUUCAAGUUAUCUGUCACCCAACUGAUUUGGCGAAAGGGAAUGCUGCUCUCUUCAAGGGCAUAAUUGAAGAUUCAUUGAGUAAUGCAAAGGUGUCUCCUGGAGACUUUCAGUUGGCUUUCAUUGUUCAUAAUGCCGGAUCGCUUGGUGAUGUUGGACCAAGUGUUGCUGAAUUGAAUGAUGCAGAGCAAUGGAGUGAAUUCCUAGCUUUGAACAUUACAUCGACAUCUAUCCUCAACUCUGAGUUUCUGAAGGUUUUCCCUAAAGGAUCAGUCCCUUACAGAACUGUGGUCAAUGUCACAUCAUUGUGUGCUGUUCAGCCAUUCUGUUCUAUGGGGCAGUACUGUGUUAGCAAAGCUGCUCGAGAAAUGUUUUUCAAGGUCUUAGCAGAAGAAGACCAAUCUUUGGAUGUCCUGAGCUACUCUCCUGGUCCAGUUGAUACUGAUAUGACUAUUACAAUCAUCAAUAAAACUCGAGAUGCCAAAACUCGUGAUGCCUUUGUCGACAUGAAAGAAAAGAAAACAAUAGUGACUUGUGAGCAAACAACACUCAAAGCUAUUCAGGUUUUGUCCAACAAGCAAUAUAAAUCAGGUCAGCGUGUUGAUUACUUUGAUGAGGGGUACUAAGUUUUGCUAUGUAUUUUUUAUGAAAUGAUGAAAAAAUAUGAGUAUGCUUCUGAACAAAUGAAUUGAUACAAUUUGGUUGAUAAUUUAUUAAUAUCAAUCUUGGCUUAAAUUCAAAUGAAAAUACCACAAUUUUAUGGUUGAUGGAAAAGCUCUCUCUAUAAAUCUUUUAUUCCUUAAAUGUUUUUAAUAAUGUGAAGUGAUAUUUUUGUUUAAACAAAUAAAACAAAUGAGACUAAA